Messenger RNA from Sphaeroforma arctica JP610, 684 nucleotides. RefSeq lists its product as hypothetical. Lineage: Eukaryota; Ichthyosporea; Ichthyophonida. Bases 1 to 684 code for a protein of 227 amino acids. The record is from RefSeq and is a predicted model, not a curated record. The transcript has a single exon.
AUGUUGUGCAAAAGGCCACGGCAUUGGAGGCGGUACACCUGCGAGAGAUCCACGAUUCAGUGCAACAGUGGCGCGUACCUUUGGUCUUUUGGUUAUGGUGUCCCUAUCGUGUCACCAGCCAAUGAUCCACCCUUCAUGAUCAUUAUUAUUCCCCCUGGCCAGAAAAUAAUAUCACCAGGACAAAGAGCAAAGUGUGUGAUAGAGUGUCUAUGUUACGAUGAUUGCGGAUCGUACACGAAAACAACUCACUGCGGGUUCCAUGCAUUGAAGACAUACCGAGAUCUGAUCCCUAGAGAAGAAUGGCAGAGCUCAACGUUGCAGUUCCUUCGGGGUUCCAAUCCAAAGGAUCAAUCUCGACUGAUGAAGACUAACCUGGGCGUGAAUACAGCACGAGAUAUUGUUAAGUCAAUGCAGGAGCGUAUCUCAACUCCACUUGGGGAGCAGGCCACUACCAACAUAAAGUUCACAGGUAAAAGCGGUAGAACUUCAGGAAUAUCCAUAAGAUUGAACGAGGCCAAGAUAAUGGCAGCAGAAGUAAGACAUACAUCGCACCACAAAUCGCUAGAGGCGGUCAUGCACUACGCUAUCACAACAACAGACUCCAAGGAACUAACCUCGAGAGUGUUCAAUCAGAUGUUGAACAACAGCGCCGCGCAGGCGCAGCAACCGAAACCAGUCCCCUGA